GUCUUAGGUCUUUGAAGUUGCCGUCAUGAACACUCGCGUGUCGGACAGUACGUGAAAGCAGCACGAGUGACGCGCUGCCCUCGUGACGGCGCAAACAUGGCGGGUGACGGAGAGUCGCUGGAGUCCUGGCUCAACAAAGCCACCAACCCUUCUAACAGGCAGGAGGACUGGGAGUAUAUAAUGGGAUUUUGUGACCAAAUCAAUAAGGAGCUGGAAGGUCCACAAAUAUCCGUUAGACUGCUGGCUCACAAGAUUCAGUCGCCUCAAGAAUGGGAGGCCAUGCAAGCGUUACUGGUUCUUGAGGCCUGUAUGAAGAACUGUGGGCGCAGGUUUCACAAUGAAGUUGGAAAAUUUAGGUUUUUAAAUGAAUUAAUUAAGGUGGUCUCACCCAAAUACUUGGGAGAAAAAGUAUCAGAAACCGUGAAGACAAAAGUAAUCGAGAUGCUGUACAGUUGGACGCUGUCAUUACCAGAUGAAGCAAAGAUCUGUGAAGCUUAUCAGAUGCUGAAAUCGCAGGGUAUUGUUAUAGGUGACCCAGAAAUUUCUCCUGAUGCUACACUAAUACCGUCGCCCUCUCCUCGACCCAGGAAUCCUGUGUUUGAUGAUGAGAAGAAGAGUAAGAGACUAUCAGAGCUGCUGAAGAGCAAAAAACCUGAAGAUCUGCAAGAGGCUAAUCGUCUUAUCAAGAAUAUGGUGAAGGAGGAUGAAGUCAGGAUGCAGAAAGCUGUAAAGCUAAAAAGUACACUGGAGGCAGUCAGCAACAGUGUCAAACUCCUUAAUGAGAUGCUUGCUCACUUCAGCCCAGACGACUCUGCAGAAGAAGACAAGGAACUCAUUAAGGAGCUUUAUGCCGACUGUGACAAACUUAGGCAGUCAGUGUUUAACCUUGCUACUGAGACGGAAGAUAAUGACUCCAGUCUGGGAGAAAUCCUGCAGGCCAGUGAUGACCUCUCCCACUGUAUUAAUUCCUAUAAGAAGAUUGUGGAAGGACAGAAAAUAAAUGGAGAGACUGAAGAAGCACAACCACCAGCCAGACGAGGCACUGGCAGCACACACCAUUCAGAGAUUUUAAUCGACCUGACUGGUCUAGGCGUCCAAAGCCCCUCUCCAGCGGAACAACAACCCCUGGCCGCUCCUCUGCCUCUUCCUGCUGGCUCGCUGUGUGGCUCUGCUGCUGCUGACCGUCAGUCUGAAAACCUCCACGCACCCUCUGCUGCACUCUCUCUGCUGGAUGAAGAACUACUGUCUUUAGGCCUUGGUGAACCUGUUUCUACUACACCUUCUUUAACAAACCAUGGAAACCUCAAUCAGAUACAGGAUUCCAGUCAGGAGUUGCAUCUCUUUGACACUGCUUCAUCUUCUGGUCCAACCGUUUGUACACCUUCACUUAUUCCAGAUGUCCUCUCUGCGACCGUUGCUCCAGUUACCACUGUCAAGUCCUCCACAUCUUCCUUGAGCUUUCCUGAUCCGGUCUUCACUACAUCCCCUGUUUCUAUAGAAACCGUUUCAACACAAUCAGUCCUAUUCCCACCUCCAAACAGUUCAUUACUGACCUCCUGUGUGCCAGCUGCCUUGUCUCAGUCAUUCAGCACGGCUUCUCCUGCUCCCCAAUCUACACAUGUCACAGGACAAAAGGUGUCUACUUCACAUGGAGCUUUGCAGUCUCCUUCAUCUUCUCUCAGUCACAAUCUGCAAGAUCUUGCCUUGCUGGAUCUGGGCAAUGCUAAAAUUCCACACAGUACACCCAUUGUGAUGACAGACUUCGGCAGCUUGCUGGCCAAGACUGAUGGUCUCCCCAUCUCUAGUACUUUGUCUAGCGGUACUUUUUUUUCCACAACAUCCACCUGCACACCAGAGAAGAGUGUGGCAGACGACAGCCCUCUUUUGCGCUCUCUGUCUCCCCUCCUAACCCUGAGCGAGGCUAGUCCAGCCAGGGGACAGGAAGCAUCCCUGGCUAGUGUCUUUGUCCCAUUGGAUGCCAUCAAGCCAAGUAAAAUGUGUCCUGUGACAGCCUACGACAAGAAUGGCGUCCGCCUACUGCUGCAUUUUGCUGCCGACUGCCCACCAGGCAGACCUGACGUACUGGUGAUGGUGGCAUCCAUGCUUAACACGGCCCCGUUGCCAGUCAAAGGCAUUGUUCUGCAGGCUGCUGUACCCAAGACCAUGAAAGUGAGGUUGCAGCCACCAUCGGGGACAGAGUUGGCUCCCUUUAACCCAAUCCUUCCCCCUGCUGCCAUCACUCAGGUCAUGUUGCUUGCCAAUCCUCUCAAGGAGAAAGUUCGCAUGAGAUACAAACUGACAUUUCUGCUUGGAGAGCAGGCACUCACAGAGGUGGGGGAGGUGAACGAAUUUCCACCCGCUGAUGAAUGGGGGGCUCUAUAGCCCUGCAUAAACCUCCAAUAAAACGGCCACAAACUACAACACAUAUUUAAUCAAAUAGUUGGUCUGUUUAACUUGAAGGUCUUACACCUAAGUGGACUUUGGAGGUAUGUUUCUGCUAAGGUGGCCAACUACAGUAGCAUAGUAGUACUGUAAGCAUACACUAUAGCAGUCCUAGACGUAGUGAGUCUGGUGCUACAGUACAAUAAGUAGUGUUAAAUGAUUAAACACAAAUGGUUAAGUUACUAUUAUUUUAACCUUUUCAUUCAUUUAAUUGUCUUUUAUCUUUUUAAAUAUCUUUUCUACUGUUUGGAGAAUACUUUCACUUUUGGAUACCAGUCAGUCUUAAGGUAGAGCUGAAACACAUGUUCUGAGUUCUGGGGUCACACAGCCCUGUAACCACAAUGUUUAACCUGAUGAGCUGUUGGUCUUUAAGAAACUAGGUGAAGUUAUUUUAGAAGUAGACAAGAGCUUAUUUGUUGUUAUGUACAAUGCACUAGUUGAUUUAUCAUCUGUUACUCUCAGCUGGAUUCAACAAUUGCUGCUGUACACUGUUGUCUGAGUUCUCUACUAAGACAUCACUCAGACCUUUUCUGUAUUGUGUUGGAGUUUAGUAUUUAUUGUAAUGAAUGUAUUAUUUAUUUUACUUCUUUGUGAUAUUGCAGUGUACUGCACAGAAUACUGAUUUAGCACUUUCAGUAUUGCAGCUACGGGUGUUUGUGUCAAUGCUACCAAAUAUACAGACGAGCCGUUACUAACAUGAUAUGUUACAUUAUAUAGCAACAGUGGUUUGAGCGCCAGACAUUGUUUUAGACUACAUGUAAUUAAACCAGCAUAAAACCCCACCGAGCAUAAACUGUAUAAGUGCAUUUGGUAGUGCAGCUCAGUGGAGAGUUAAUCCUGGGAGGCAAGCAAAUAACAGGAAAAUAAUUAAAUGAAGUAAAUAACAUUUACCUUUUCAUAUGUUUUGCCACAUUCCGGAAAGCAAACCUUACCUGCACCAGCAAGAAAUGUAAAGCUUGUGUGGGAGCUUUGUAUAUUGAACAAGAACAAGCCUUGGGAAAACAUAUCUGUAAUUAAAACUGUCUGUCUUUCAAGCAUUGGAUUUAUGCUGAUGCUAAUGUUUGUCUUUCUGGGAUUGUAUAUGAGAGUUGCUACAUAUUUCUUAAUUAAAUAUUUAUUUGUCUUAUAUAUUCAAUAAACUUCUUAUUGCAUAUUUCUUGAAAAGCUAUUUCUGUGCAUGGGCAAAAUAAAGGUUCUGACGGUUAUAUUUGUAUAA
Messenger RNA from Betta splendens (Siamese fighting fish), 3658 nucleotides. RefSeq names its product golgi associated, gamma adaptin ear containing, ARF binding protein 3a (gene gga3a). The transcript is spliced from 17 exons. Gene Ontology annotation, molecular function: small GTPase binding; ubiquitin binding; phosphatidylinositol binding. Gene Ontology annotation, biological process: vesicle-mediated transport; intracellular protein transport. Bases 97 to 2382 code for a protein of 761 amino acids. NCBI's taxonomy places the organism in Eukaryota, Metazoa, Chordata, Actinopteri, Anabantiformes, Osphronemidae. The record is from RefSeq and is a predicted model, not a curated record. Gene Ontology annotation, cellular component: trans-Golgi network.